AUGACACAGAGUUGCGAGUGCCGAGACGGUUUUGCACGGAUAUCAAAUGGAUCUUGUGCUAUGGUAAGCGACUUGGCAAGAGGUGGGAUGGGACUGUCACAAGAUUCAGAAGAAGACGAGCCAUUUUGUGUUUUGGGGCAGGCAGAGAAAGCAGCGACAAGAAUCCUCACCGAACUUCUCAGCAAAUACGAUCGAAAUCUUGUUCCAAAAAUGAAAGGAGUCGAUGUAGAUGUGGAGCUGUUGAUUCAAAGAGUUUCGGAAAUAUCAGAGAUCCAGUCGAGCUCCACUAUGCACAUUUUAUUCAGUCAGAUUUGGCAUGAUCCAGGAUUGUCGUUUGAGCACGAGGAAGGUGCGCACUGUCUCACCAACUUGUCCCUUUCUCAUCGAAUGGUCGAUAACAUCUGGCUACCGAAUGUAUGUAUAGUCAAUUCAAAAGGCUCAGCAAUCCACAAAUCCCCUACUCCAAAUAUAUUUUUGGCUAUAUUCCCAAAUGGUACGGUAUGGAUGAAUUACCGGGUGGUUGUUGAGUCUCCAUGUGAAAUGGACUUCUCUUUUUUUCCAAUGGAUCGGGUCAUGUGUACUACAAUCUUUGAGAGCUAUGCGUUUAACGUUGGAAAGGUUCGUUUACACUGGAAACGCCAAGGACAACCUGUGGAAUUCAUUGAUGAUGUUAAGUUACCGGAUUUUCACAUGACUAAAUUUGUACAUGAGAAAGCAACUUUUAUUUAUCCAGCUGGAGUUUGGGAUCAGCUCAACAUAAAACUACUAUUCCGACGUUCAUACGGGUUCUACAUUCUUCAAAUUUAUCUACCGACAUAUUGCAUGGUACUAAUCUCAUGGAUUUCAUUCUGGUUGGAUAGGCGGAGUCUUCCCGCCAGAGUUACACUCGGCGUCUCUUCACUUAUGGCUCUAACACUACAGUAUUCCAAUGUAUCGAGGAGUUUACCAAAGUCAUGGGAGUUCAAUCCGACUCCAAGUAUGCUGUUGAACUCGGUCUCCUAUGUGAAAGGAUUGGAUCUCUUUAUGUUCGGGUGUAUUGUCUAUAUAUUUUUGUCAAUUGUGGAGUUGGCGGUGGUUGGAUCGUUGGAGCAGAGAAAACAGCAAAGAACAAACGGGGAUGGUGACUUUCUCUCAGAUGAUGACAUCAAAAAGAACAUAUUUCAACGCACAUUCUCUACCAAAUCUUUUAAGUCGGGCUACGGCGCCCGUCAUCAUCAAUUCUCCGAAUGUGCCAGCCCAGAAGACGGUGGAGAAUGGCCCAAAACUCGAACGGAGUGGGCAGAGAGGACUUAUGUGGAGUGUCCAGAGCCAGAACCACCGGAAAGUAAUCGACAUCCUGAAGUAGAGAACGAUAGUAAUAAUAAGAUGCUGGUAUUGGUGAGAGAACGGAGAGCGUCACGGAAACGAAGGAAACGGUUAAUGAGUGGAAAGUUAUUCCAGCGAUGGACGGCUGAAGACAUGGAUCGAUUCUGUCAAAAACUGUUCCCAAUCACAUUUACAUUCUGCAACCUCAUCUACUGGAUGUACUACACGGCCAAAUCCAAAGAUUGA
Molecule: messenger RNA, 1551 nt
Organism: Caenorhabditis remanei
Lineage: Eukaryota; Metazoa; Nematoda; Chromadorea; Rhabditida; Rhabditidae
Exons: 12
Coding region: 1-1551 (516 amino acids)
Biological process (GO): signal transduction; chloride transmembrane transport; regulation of membrane potential
Cellular component (GO): membrane; neuron projection; synapse
Molecular function (GO): extracellular ligand-gated monoatomic ion channel activity; neurotransmitter receptor activity; transmembrane signaling receptor activity
Source: RefSeq, a predicted model, not a curated record